AAUUAUUGCUCUGCGAGAAUCAGUUUCGAUCAAAUACGUUUGACUCCAAACAACGACUCGCAACCAUCAGCAAGCAUCAAGCAUCAGCACGACACAAUAACAUCAUGUCUGACCAAAACACCAGCACUCUUCAAUCGGCCUAUGAGAAGGUCACAGGCGCUGCACAGAGUGCCCUCGGAUCUCUAACAGGUAGCACAGCCGACAAAGCUCAAGGCGAGCAAAAGAAAGACGUCGCCGAUGCCCGCCACGAGGCAUCAAAGGCUGGCGCAACUGUAGCUGGCCACUCCGUUUCUGCAUCGGGUGUUACCCCCAACGACCCCAACCGCCAGCAAGGCAGCUGGAACCAAACAAUCGGAUCUGGCAAAGAGUUCGUCGGCGGAGCUUUAGGCCUCGAAGGCCUGAAAAAGGAAGGCCAGCAGCAGAAUGAAGAGGGCAAAGCUCAAGAGGCAGCCGGGCAGCUCAACGAUCUGGGCUCUGGCGUGGCUAAUCGUGUGGCUGGAACUGUCGGUGGCGCUGUUGCUGGCUUGACUGGCGAUAGGGAAGAGCAGGCCAGACGUGCAGAUCAGCACGAUGAAGGAAAGACGCUGCAAAGGGGUGUGGAGAGUGAGUUGCAGAAGCAGGCCGAUGCGGAGAGGAAGUAGACUGGAAGCCUGAUGGCUGCGAUUUUGAUUGACGAGACUGAGCAUGAUUUAUGAUACCCAGUGCCGAGUGACUGCAGCAGUCAUGUAGUAGCAGAACGAGAUUAUGUAUGUGUACUUCUCUCAUUGUGCAGCGCUU
Cercospora beticola is the source of this 777-nucleotide messenger RNA. RefSeq lists its product as uncharacterized. Lineage: Eukaryota; Fungi; Ascomycota; Dothideomycetes; Mycosphaerellales; Mycosphaerellaceae. The record is from RefSeq and is a predicted model, not a curated record.